AUGUUUUUGAACGGAGCAUAUGUUAACAUUGAAAAUAAUCAUAGAGAUACAGCACUCCAUCAUACAAUAAAAGAAAAACAGUUCAAUGCUGCUAAAUUACUGAUUUCCAGCCAAGGAAUUGAUGUUAACGUCACAGAUGAUGACGGAAUGACGCCAAUUUAUCUUGCGACUGAAAAAGGAUUUUUAGACAUUGUUCAAUAUCUUUUAUCAAACGGGGCCUGUACAGAUCUACCAUGUACUUCAAAUUGGAAAAAUGGCUAUACUUUUCUUCACUUGGCUGCUGAAAGUGGUAACAAAGAAAUAUUGUCAUUAUUAUUGUGUGACGGUGCAAAUGUGAAUAGUAAGGCUAUAAACAGUUUAACGCCACUUCAUCUUGCCGCUGAAAAAAAACAUUUACGAAUAGUUGAGCUCUUAUUGGACUACGGAGCUUUUAUUGAUUGCACAGAUACAUCAGCACUUAGAUAUGGUUCAACACCAUUGCAUUUUGCUGUUGAAAAUGGUUACGCAAAAAUUGUCGAAUUUCUUGUAAAGAAAGGCGCUAAUGUUAAUGUCAAGCCAAGGGGUAAUGAUACGCUUCUUUUUAUGGCAGCAAAAAUAGGGCAUUUAGCAAUUGUCCAAUAUUUUUUAAAACAUGGGGCUCAUAUCAAUGGAACUUGCGUUGAUGAAGGAAAAACUGGAUACACGCCACUACAUAUUGCCUGUAAGAAUAAUCAUAAAGAUGUUGUUGAACAGCUUCGGAGUGAAGGCGCUGAUUCAAAUCUCAUUGCCAAAGACAAUUUAACAAAUAAGCGAGAGGAAAUAGUUAAACUUUUAAUUAUUUACGGUGCAGAUGUAAAUGCUAAGGAUAGAAUAGGAAAACCAGUACUAUUUUAUGCCAUAGAAAAUUAUAAUUUGAAAAUUGUUAAAUUACUUGUGAAAAGUAGAAUAAAAAUUGAUAAUGUUGAUAAACAUAAUAGAACUGCGCUCCACGUGGCUUGUAAAAAUGUGCGUUCACCGAUUGUCAGACUGCUUUUACAAUUUAAUUUUGACGUUAAUAGAACUUGUAAAAAAAAUUAUACACCACUGGACUAUGCUACUUUAGCAAGAAAUUUUUUCCCACCUCAUAAUUUAGUUUGGAGAAGGUUGAAUGAAUUCCAAAAAAAGUGUCAAAAAGAAUUAGAAAAUAUGAAAAAUGAAAACAUUGGUAUUAUUCUUCCAAUGGAAGAAUACUACAGAAUGGAAGCCUUUCAAGGAAUCAAUAUAAUUAUUGAACGAGUUGAUCGAGGUAAUGAAAAAAUUGUAGAACUACUUUUAAAAAAUAAUGCUGAUCCAAGCCUUGAGACUCAUCAUUUUGAAACACCACUAAUAUGUGCUAUUACUAAAGAAAACUUACCAAUUAUCGAGCUUCUUCUGGCAUACGGUGCAAAUGUUAAUAGUAUUAAUUCAUAA
Messenger RNA from Microplitis demolitor, 1428 nucleotides. Its product is annotated as putative ankyrin repeat protein RF_0381. Bases 1 to 1428 code for a protein of 475 amino acids. Gene Ontology annotation, molecular function: protein binding. Lineage: Eukaryota; Metazoa; Arthropoda; Insecta; Hymenoptera; Braconidae. The record is from RefSeq and is a predicted model, not a curated record. The transcript is spliced from 6 exons.